Molecule: messenger RNA, 474 nt
Organism: Iphiclides podalirius (scarce swallowtail)
Lineage: Eukaryota; Metazoa; Arthropoda; Insecta; Lepidoptera; Papilionidae
Source: the annotation of a GenBank genome assembly
AUGGAUUUAACCUACGAUCCGGAGCAGAACGAUAGCGGUAUGGAAUCGUUGACAGCCAGUAAAGAUGACACUCCAGAGCGUAGACCCGAAGAUACGUUUAUUACUCCAGUGCUCGGAACUUCACCUUCGGCUGUUUCCCCCACAGCUGGACCUCUUAAGGAAUAUGACGAUGAACCAGAUGAAACUCUUUCAGAAAGAUUGUGGGGUUUGACAGAGAUGUUUCCUGACUGUGUGCGAAGUGGUACUUACACCGUCACUACCAAAACUUGGACUGGAGUAAAAUCUCUUUAUGGGUUGUCCCGUUCAGUGAUGUGGGUAUUGGCUAGUUCAUCGGUUAUUCUUUUUGCACCAGUGAUAUUUGAAGUGGAAAGAGCACAAGUUGAAGAAAUGCAAAAGUCACAACAGAAACAGGUCUUACUUGGGACUAACACAGCAAUGUCAGGACCUAUGCCAAACAUGCCACCAAUGCCACGA